GGUAUCCGUUUGUAGUUUUUCUCGGUCGCUUAACAAAAGUGAGGAAACAGCGAACGAAGCCGCCGUCAACCAAUCUGUAGAGUGCAACAAAAUGAAAGCUCGCGAAUAAUUUUGUGUUUUUAUCACCGCACGGACGCAGAGCUACACUGCCGGAUGCGUCCGUUGUUGUUAUUUGCUGCCUGAAAAGAUCCACGGGGGCUGAAACAGUCAGUCGUCGGGCCUCGUCGUCGUGGCCCAGCAGGACUCGAGUGAAGUUGGGAGCUGACUACCAAACUUCUGCUUCCUCCAGCGACCUCCGCAGGGCCCGGGGCUCCUGUCACCGGCCCUGUGAGUGAGGAAUCGAACAUAGAUUGAAUCAAGUACCAGGAGAAAGGAAUCCCUUUGAUGGGAGAAUCCUCUUUCCUGGCCUCCUGGGUCAAUCGCUGUGCCAUGAUGAUGGAUGAGCAGGAGGCGCUGAACUCAAUCAUGCAGGACUUGGCCGAACUACACCGCUCUAGCCGACCUGCAACGUUCCUGUCGGACUUGGGAAAACCCAAAGCCUCUUCGCCCAAGAACCAGAACGAUGUCAGAGUGAAGUUUGAGUUCAAAGGGGAGAAGAGGAUUUUGCAGUUCCCCCGACCUGUCAAGCUGGACGACCUGAGGGCGAAAGCAAAGGUGGCUUUCGGUCAGAUGAUGGACCUUCAUUACACCAACAAUGAGUUGGUGAUUCCACUGACCACUCAGGAUGACCUUGACAAGGCUGUGGAGCUGCUGGAUCGCAGUGUUCACAUGAAGAGCCUGAAGAUCCUCCUGGUGCUCCAGACCUCCUCUCAGAACACGUCCUCCAAUAUGGACCUCUUGCCGUCCCACGAGGAGCUGGACAACACCGGAUUCAGGCUGGCUGAGAAAAAGAGUAUGCUGGGUUUGAUAGGCUCUCAUUCGACGGACCGCAGCUCUCCUCCUCCAGGAUACAUUCCCGAUGCGCAAACAAGUUUUUUUUUUUAUCUUUUUUCCCCUCAGAUGCUCGACCCGCUGUCCAUGAGCAGUCCAGAAAACUCAGCGUCUGGAAGUUGUCCCUCUUUAGACAGCCCACUGGACAGCGACUACCCGAAGUCCAGGAUGCCUCGAGCGCAGAGCUACCCAGACAACCACCAGGACUUUCCAGAGUACGAUAUCCCCGUGUUUGAGAAGUCGGGAAAAGGAGGAACAUAUCCUCGACGAUAUGGCAUUCCUUUUGGCCUCCAGGAUUACAGCGACGGGAGGAAGACCUUCCCCCGGGCUCGGCGAACACAAGUUCAUGGUUUCCGCUCGCCGGUAAACUUCAGCCCGACCGAGCAGUCGCCCAGCACCAGCAGCGGUAGCAGUGUCUUCACCCCUGACCUGGAGGAGGCCCCGGGGCCCGCCAGGAGGCCACGGAGGGGAAGCGACAUUGAACCCAAUCCUAACUCAGCUGCUCCUCCAACCCUGUCUGUGAUGGACAUCAGCCCGCCAAGCCGCUCUCCUCGUGCCCCAACCAACUGGCGGCUCGGAAAGCUCCUGGGUCAGGGCGCCUUUGGACGUGUUUUUCUCUGUUAUGAUGCCGAUACUGGACGAGAACUGGCGGUCAAACAGGUCCAGUUUGACCCAGAGAGUCCAGAGACCAGCAAGGAGGUGAGCGCGUUAGAGUGUGAGAUCCAGCUCUUGAAGAAUCUGUGCAAUGAGAGGAUUGUUCAGUACUACGGCUGCCUGCGAGACACAAUGGAGCGGACACUCUCUAUCUUCAUGGAGUACAUGCCUGGAGGCUCCAUCAAAGACCAGCUGAAGUCAUACGGGGCACUGACGGAAAACGUGACGCGCCGCUACACCCGGCAGAUCCUGGAGGGGGUUUCCUACCUGCACAGCAACAUGAUUGUCCACAGAGACAUCAAAGGGGCCAACAUUCUUCGUGACUCGGUUGGUAACGUGAAGCUUGGCGACUUCGGGGCCAGUCGGCGGCUGCAGACCAUCUGCCUGUCAGGAACAGGGAUCAUGUCUGUGACCGGCACCCCCUACUGGAUGAGCCCAGAAGUGAUCAGUGGAGAGGGCUAUGGUAGGAAGGCGGACAUCUGGAGUGUUGGCUGCACCGUGGUGGAGAUGCUGACUCAGCGGCCCCCCUGGGCAGAGUUUGAGGCCAUGGCAGCCAUCUUUAAGAUUGCCACCCAGCCCACGAACCCUGUGCUGCCUGCUCACGUGUCGGACCACUGCCGAGAUUUCCUCAAACGGAUUUUUGUAGAGACCAAGCAGCGGCCUUCUGCUGAUGAGCUACUGAGGCACAUCUUUGUACAUUAACCCCCCCCCUCCCUGCUCUGCCUGCCUGCUGUACAGCCAGAUAUGGCCUUACCUGACGGGGCAUCCCUGCCUCUGAGCCCGCCCCUCCACCUCGGCGCUGAACCCAUAUUGGACUGACAGGACCUGGCUGGAAGAACUUGGGGGUUGUUGGCGGGAGGGUAGGGGGCAUACCUGCUCCUCCCGUCUCUGUUUUUAAGAGACUGCCAUAGAGAACAUGAAUUUUUAUUUUAUUUUUCUCCGCAAGUUGCACCUUAAUUUGUCAAACAUGGAGGAGUGGAGCACUUCCUCCUGAAAAUGACUCUUUGAAAACGUCUCCUUUUUUAUGUUUGUACGGUUUUUCUCUUGAAAUCUAUUUGGAGUGGGAACGUGUUGGUGUUGUGGACCUUCAGGAGGUGAUGCCUGACUCUAGAGUAGCCCCGCCCCCCUCAUCUUGCUGACCCGACCCCAGAAUGUAGUCUCCUGCCAAAACCCAGAGCGACGGUGACCGUGAUGACCUGAGCCCGCUGCUAAAGAUGAAUUGAAAACCCCAGAUGCAGAGAACACUCCCUGAAAACAGUUUCCACUCUCCUGUCGUCGUCAUGUUUCUGUUCUUAAAAUGUCUCUCUGCUUUACUCUCUGUAAACUACCUUUCCUCCUCUUCCUCGCACAUCUUUGCUCUUUGCCGUGCGUGUGCCUUUUCUGUUUGUUUGUUUCUUUAUCGCAGUGUUGGAGUCGAUCUGAGGUUAUGGAUGAUAUCUGUUAUUUUUAGCUGCAAGGUUUCUCUACAUUGUUUGCCUUCCAGCUGAACUGCCUUUUACCGUUAGCCCAAAUCGAGCUGAAACGUCCGUUUCUGCCUUUUUCAGUAACAGGAACUCCUGUAAGCAUCCUGAUCCCACCUCAACUCAUGCGGUUUGUUUGUCUGCUCGCUCUGGCUGCUAACCAAAUAUCUUCAGACUGGUCCUGCUGGUUUAAUGGUGCACUGUAGAUGGUGAUGAACUGGGUAACUGGUACUAACACAGGGAUUUGUAUUCCUCCUUGUGCGACAGAAGUGUCCUGGUGAUUUUAUCUUACAAUGCACCUUCUAAGUAUUCAGUGAUCAGACUGGUUGAGCUCUGAGAUGGAGGAGUUAUGACUUUAUGGUUAUUGGUUAUCGUUGGCAUGAAUUGGUACAUUCCUGGUACUCGUGCUGUUGUUUUUGCAGGUUCGUUCUGUAAACAUUGUAGUUAUUAUUAAUGGUGAGCAGAAGAUUUCAUAUUAAUUAUUGGAUAAAAAAGCAGUUGCCUUUACCAGCUCUCGAGGCAAGUCAUCAUGCACAAGCCAACCCCCAAUCUCCAUCAUCUGUGAAGAUGAAGAUUCAUUCAUUCAAGUUAUUUUUAAUUGCACAAUUGCACCCAAAAUGUUUCUUUUUCCAGCUUCCCUAAUGUGAGUCUUUGCUGUUCGUCUUCUUUUGGCUCUAAGAAGUUUGAAACGUUCUGCCUGACACACCAGAUGGUUAC
This is a messenger RNA of Labrus bergylta (ballan wrasse), 3761 nucleotides long. The record is from RefSeq and is a predicted model, not a curated record. Lineage: Eukaryota; Metazoa; Chordata; Actinopteri; Labriformes; Labridae.